Messenger RNA from Gongylonema pulchrum, 240 nucleotides. Lineage: Eukaryota; Metazoa; Nematoda; Chromadorea; Rhabditida; Gongylonematidae. The record is from the annotation of a GenBank genome assembly.
AUGAAUUUGCAGUUCAGCAAAGGUGAUAAAGCAAAUGGGAAAUUGAAUGGCAUCCGGGGUGGCCAGUCGACCACUUUUUUCAAUAGGCAUGACUGCUUGAACAAAUAUUUUUGUACUCCACAUGUCUGCCCUUUUCCUGACAUCAUCCAAACUGUUAAUGGAACUCGCGAGACAGGACUGCUUGAUGCCUUAGAUGAAGAAGUAUCACAAGAAUUUGGAGGUUUUGGUUCUCGACUAUAA